Phascolarctos cinereus (koala) is the source of this 1335-nucleotide messenger RNA. RefSeq names its product nitrilase 1 (gene NIT1). Gene Ontology annotation, molecular function: hydrolase activity, acting on carbon-nitrogen (but not peptide) bonds, in linear amides. The record is from RefSeq and is a predicted model, not a curated record. NCBI's taxonomy places the organism in Eukaryota, Metazoa, Chordata, Mammalia, Diprotodontia, Phascolarctidae.
UCCGGGUGCCCUAUGGCCUCGAAGCUUCAAGACCUUUGGGCGGGAGGCGAGAGAGGGAGCUGCGGACAGCCCUCCUCGAGGCUCCGGCUCCAUGUAGGAUCCUAUUCUGUGGCUUCCUCCGCUUGUACCAGAACGCCCCUCCCGGGAAGGAUGUGGGAGGAGGGAAAGGUCGAGCUGGGUCAGAGGCAGCGCGUGUCUGGUUGAGGGGCAGGGGUCUGGGAAGCUGAGCUCCACCCUUUGGAUGCCCAGAAAGUGCCUGUUCCUGCUGCGAUCUGCAUUCAGGCUUCCUGGUCUCUCUCAACUCCGUGACCCAGCAAGCACCAAGCACAGCAGGCCUGGGACCAUGGCCGUCUCCUCUUCUUCUCGAGGUUUGCCUCUGGUAGCAGUGUGCCAGGUGACAUCAACACCAGAUAAGGAACAGACCUUUGCAGCCUGUUCAGGAUUAGUUCAGGAGGCUGCCAAGUUGGGUGCCUGCCUGGCCUUCUUGCCUGAGGCCUUUGACUUCAUUGCGCGUGACCCAGCAGAGACACUUCAGCUGUCUGAGCCACUGGAUGGGGAUCUUGUGAAUCGGUAUGCCCGACUUGCCAGGGAAUGUGGACUCUGGAUAUCUCUCGGUGGUUUCCAUGAACGUGGCCAAGACUGGGAGCAAACUCAGCGUAUCUAUAAUUGUCAUGUGCUUCUAGACAGUAAGGGCUCUAUUGUGGCCACAUAUAGGAAGACACACCUCUGUGAUGUGGAGCUUCCAGGACAGGGAUCCAUGUGUGAGAGCACCUCUACUGUACCUGGGCCCACUCGUGGGUCACCUGUCAGUACACCAGCUGGCAAGAUAGGCCUGGCCAUCUGCUAUGACCUGCGUUUUCCAGAGCUUUCCCUUGCACUGGCCCAGGAUGGUGCUGAAAUUCUCACCUACCCUUCAGCCUUUGGCUUAGUCACAGGACCAGCCCACUGGGAGGUGCUGCUCCGGGCUCGGGCCAUCGAGACACAGUGCUAUGUAGUUGCAGCAGCACAGUGGGGACAGCACCAUGAAAAAAGAGGGAGUUAUGGACACAGUAUGGUAGUGGACCCCUGGGGAGUUGUGGUAGCACGCUGUUCUGAGGGGCCAGGCCUCUGCCUUGCCCACAUUGACCUGGCCUAUUUGCGCCAAGUACGCCAGCAUAUGCCUGUGGCCCAACACCGAAGGCCUGACCUGUAUGGCAAUUUGGGUCGCCCAAAUCCUUGCCUUCACACCUGCUGACUGAACUGGGGUCCUAUUCUGGGCCGAGGAGGAUCUGUGGCUUGGAGGCAGGACCCCAGGCCACUGAAGAACCUCUACUCCCUUUCCUUUGUGGCAUACAG